UGUUGCGAUUUGUUGUUAUUUACAAAUGAAGCGAGUGGGCACGGCCCUGGUUAUUUCGGGCCUUAGAAUUUGACGAUGUCUAAAGAUGCAGUGCUGGCCAUUCCGAACGUAUGGAAGCCGGAGCUGUAUAAAAUACAGCUUGAUGCUCCGACUCCAAAACCAAUGCUAUGUGAACGGGGCGACAUUAUGGGACCCACCCGGUAUGGUAAAGAAUACCAUGGUACGAUGAAUCAUAAGGAGUGCGAGCAGAUGCUGCAAGACAAACCGGAUGGGAGCUACCUGGUUCGACGAAGCCCUGGCGCAGAUAACUACUACACGCUUAGUCUGCGUUUUGGACAGGCAACGAAGCAUUUCAAGAUAUUUUACUCACCCGAAAAAGGACACUUUCUGCGGGAAAACUUCAAGAAGUUCGAAACGAUCCAGGAGAUGGUGGCAGACGGUUUGGUGGAUUUCUACAUGCGUUUGCAUGCUGCCCCAAUACUGAAGGAAAUGAUGAGUCAGACCAAGAAAUGCUACGAACAGAGUCCCUAUAUGACGCUGCACCGGCGCAAGCUGCGCUCGCUGUGCAGUGAACUGUGCAAACCCACCAAACUACCGAUGGUACAGGACAGUCUAGAGACGGCCGACACGGAAAUAGCGGACGACCGAGAUACCAGCGAGAUGGGAGCGGAUCAUGUAUUGAACGAAAAAUCGGAUCCAUACGAUAAUGCGUAUCCCGAGUACGAAAAGCAGCAUGCGUUCAAGACUCACACGUUCAAGGGUUUAAAUUGGUGCGAAUUUUGUGCCAAUUUCCUAUGGGGCUUUACCUCGCAGGGAGUCAAAUGUGAUGACUGCGGGUUCAUGGCUCACUUUAAGUGUUCCGAGUUAGUACCAGCAAAAUGCGUACCAGACCUGAAGCGAUUGCGCGGAAUAUUUGGCGUUGAUUUAACCACUCUGGUAACAGCGCACAAGUGUCGCAUUCCGUUUAUUGUCCAGAAGUGCGUAGAGGAGGUAGAAAAUCACGGCAUGCUGCAGGAAGGUAUCUACCGGAUAUCGGGAUUUGCCGAUGAAAUUGAGGCGCUCAAGAUGGCACUGGACAAGGAUGGCGAGAAGGCGGAUGUGUCCGGGCAGGUGUACAGCAAUAUAAAUGUGAUUGCCGGUGUGCUGAAGCUUUACUUAAGGUUGCUACCCGUUCCUUUGAUAACGUUUCAAUCAUUCCCUCUAUUUAUGGAAUCUAUGCGAGAAAAAUCUAUCGGCGAACAAGUGAUAGCCUUGCGGAACGCCGUUAAAGCAUUGCCGCCCGCUCAUCUGCACUGUUUGAAGUACAUUCUGGAACACCUGAACCGAAUUGCUUCACAUCACACGAUCAACAAGAUGAAUGAACAUAAUUUAGCCACCGUGUUUGCGCCGACAUUAAUCGCCACACCCCAGCAUAUGACCGAUCUGUCUCAGGAGAUCGGUAUGCUGGCUGCCCUUAUCGGUCACUGUCAUGCUAUAUUUUUGUAACGUAAGCGCUGUGCCUAGAAGGGUAGGAGUGGAGCCAAAAAUAAUCCCUUUUUUAAGACAUAAUAACGUACUAGUACGUGAAAAGAUACAGAACGAAUGUAUUCCUGGAGCAUCCAGGAGAUAGCUGAACAGCAUUUGUUUCCUUACUGUAUUUCUAUUUUCUAUCUUAGUUUUACCCACAGCUAAACUCUUUAUGGUUUCUAUAUGAUUCCUUACAAUAGGUUACAUGAUGGUAUGUUUACCUAAAAUGCUAUAACGACAAUCAGUUUUUUAAACAAGUACAUAUAUGCAAUUUUAUUUCAUGCUUAUAUAUGCCUUUUUAUUAUACGUUUUCUGUUCAACAGACAAAAUAUUACUCGGUAUUAAACUCAUUUAUUCGAUAGAAUAUAAAUUCAAUAUCCAUGGCUUAGGGUUUAAUAAUUUUCUAGCGUAUGAAUGAAAAUGUAAUUUAAAAAAGAAAUAAAAUUAACAUUGAAACAAUUACCUCCAUACCGGAUAGCUAUUAAAGGAAUUCAGUAACUUCAAUGCGCGUGCAGACUAGAAGACGAUUGUUUCGUAAAUACGCUAAAUACAGAAAUCGGUAUUUCGGCCCUGUAAUUGUGCUUUAAGUUUGUUAUCCAUUGAUUCCACGUUAAAAUAGAUCGAAAAGAACCAGAGUUAAACGUAUCUGUCUCACGGAGGGUAAUAUUGCUAGAAGUGGUGUAAUUAUAUUGCCACAUAAAUUCAACACCAAUCACGUCCGUUUAAGCAAACCUUCAAUUUACCCCCAGUUUUACACCCACGGGAAAGUAAGGGUUAUUGCUCGCCAGACAUAAUACUUUAAACUAAAACAACGCUCACACACAACAUUGUGUCCUCGUUAUUAUAAUUACAACUCAAUUCAAUACCCCAAUGAAAAUUGAUAGAAAACCAAUUUAAACAUAAAUCAUUAUAAACCACACAGCAGGGUAGAAACCAGAAAUCGGCCAAAUAUCCAUAUCCACCCU
This is a messenger RNA of Anopheles funestus (African malaria mosquito), 2471 nucleotides long. It is a transcript of the gene RhoGAP5A, whose product is annotated as beta-chimaerin. The record is from RefSeq and is a predicted model, not a curated record. The transcript is spliced from 4 exons. NCBI's taxonomy places the organism in Eukaryota, Metazoa, Arthropoda, Insecta, Diptera, Culicidae. Gene Ontology annotation, biological process: regulation of GTPase activity; signal transduction. Bases 76 to 1485 code for a protein of 469 amino acids. Gene Ontology annotation, molecular function: GTPase activator activity.